AAACGCGGGUAGGCUAGGCGGUAACGCGCACCUGACGCGGAGCUGGAGACUAACGACGACGGCCUUGGAGGUGUGCUGCUACAUGGCGAUCCUCCGGCGUUAGUGAAUUGAAGGGUGCAUGCUCCUCAGCAACGCGGACCCGAGGGCGCAGAGGGACCUACACAGAGACAUCGGUUGGCUGCAGAUGGGCUGUCGUUGCUAGGCGAGAUGAUGCAGAGUGCAGAGCGUGGUCGUGUUGUGCUGCAAUAAUGGUGGUGGAGGGAGGAAGUCUGCUCUCGCCAUGCUCUGUCCGGGCCCGCCAUUUGUAGCACCGUCACGUGCCUGCGAUACCCCACCGUUCCAUUCGUGUCAGGGAUCAGCGAGGGUGGCGGCAUCGCAGCUCCCGAGCACUUCUCAGACAACCACAGAGUCGAGUCCGGGCGGCCAGCGCUUCUCCUGCAGCCCGACCCUUGUUAAUCAUGCAGUUACCACCGGAGCAUGUCUCUCCCUUCUCCCGCUCCCUCUCUCCUCUCCGCUCUUUCUACUGUGUACUGUUCAUUUCUGGCCCCUUCUCACGAUGCGAGACCCUAUCCCCGCGCCGGCGCCCAUCGUCGAGCUCACGAAACCGCUUGCCGAAAAGCUCUCGCUGAGCACCCUGCCCAACCAUGCGCACGAGAUCCUGAUCGGCUUCCUCUGGUACCACUUCAUACUAUACUACCUGUCGCCAACGCUGUCGCGCGCUAUAUGCCCGAACAUCUACAACAGCUUCAACAAGCGGACGCGGUUGAACUGGGAUAUUCACUGGGUCUCGAUGAUCCAGGCCCUGCUCAUCAACAGCGCUGCGCUGUAUGUCAUCUUCACCGAUGCUCAGCGGAAAGAGAUGGACUGGAAGGGCAGGUUGUGGGGAUACACGCCCGCUAGCGGUAUGGUGCAGGGCUUCGCGGCAGGGUACUUCCUCUGGGAUCUCCAAAUCUCAUCUCAGUAUAUUGCAUUAUCUGGAGUGAGCGCACUGCUACAUGCUGUCGGUGCUCUAGCUGUUACAUGUAUUGGUUUCAGACCCUUCGGAAACUAUUAUGGCCUCUCCUUCGUCCUCUACGAACUGUCAACGCCCUUCCUCAACAUCCACUGGUUUUGCGACAAGCUAAAUCUUACGGGGUCGAAGUUCCAGCUGUUCAACGGGAUCGGCCUGCUCAUCUCCUUCUUUGCGUGUCGGCUCGUCUGGGGCACCUAUCAGUCAAUUCUCAUAUACUCGGACAUAUACACAGCGUUGACGACGGCAUCCUCGAGUCCCAUGCGGUCUUUGCUGGACGAUAGCAAAUGCGAGGGGAACGUGAGCGGUGUGGGCAUUCGAGGCCCUGCUAGCUGCGAGGUUGGCGAGCUGCCCAUGUGGUUAGUCACCAUAUACUUGAUCGGCAAUACUUCUCUGAGCCUGCUGAACUUUUAUUGGUUCAGUCAAAUGAUCAAGGCUGUGAGGAAGAGGUUUGUCCCUCAACAAGAGGCGAAAGCGAAUGGAUAUGCAAAGAAGAGCCAGUAGAUGGCGGUUUCUCAAAUGCGUUACGAGCAGCGGGAGCACUGUGGUGGAAAUUCGAACCUAGAGAAGUAGGGUCCAGUCAGCAAAUCUCCAAGCCGAAAGAAUCGAAUAGCGUGGUUGAAGGACCAUCAUCCAGAGGCCCCUCGGUUGUGUCGUCGCAGGAUCCUGGGGUAGGUGGAAAGCAGUCAAGAAUUUUAUUUUU
This is a messenger RNA of Trematosphaeria pertusa, 1712 nucleotides long. Its product is annotated as DUF887-domain-containing protein. The coding region runs from base 281 to 1513 and encodes 410 amino acids. Gene Ontology annotation, biological process: lipid homeostasis. The transcript has 3 exons. Lineage: Eukaryota; Fungi; Ascomycota; Dothideomycetes; Pleosporales; Trematosphaeriaceae. The record is from RefSeq and is a predicted model, not a curated record. Gene Ontology annotation, cellular component: endoplasmic reticulum; membrane.